AGAAAGAAGUCAUUUACGUAGCUCUUCAGAAUACACGGAACCCACUGUGUGUUCAUUGAAGUGACAGAGCUACCAAUGUAAAGGUCGUAGAUUAACUGUUCUAUUAGUUCGCUGUUCAAACUCGACUAAACCUACCAAGCCGUGCCAACGACGAGGAAUGGAUAUUGUGCCAGUCAAAGGUGGAAGGAUGGUUCAAAGUAAUUAACUAUCGGACGGGGACAGUGUAGGUGGCGCAGCGAUGGACAAGGACGCACUCCACCAAUGCGAACUCAUCCAGAAUAUGAUCGAGAUCUCCAUCUCCAGUUUACAAGGACUCCGAACCAAAUGCGCAGCAUUGAGCGACCUCACUCAGCAAGAAAUACGCACUUUGGAGGUGAAACUGACUAAGUACAUCUGUAAGCAGCUGCAGUGUAAGCAGAGAGUGCCUGAGAGACAGAGGACCCAGGCCCUGGCCAGCUACCCUCGACUGGGAGACUGGCUCUGCACCAUCAACCUCAGACCUGAACUCAUACAGGCUGUACCAGUGAAACUGUCCCUGGAUGCUUUGCUGCAGAUGUCCAGUUGUCAGGUGCAGGACACCAUGAGACAGCUGGGCUCUGAACCAGAGGAGUGCUCCCGACUCACUGCUGCCCUCUCCUGCCUAAAGAGUGCCAGUGGGGACAUCAGAGAAGACCCAGGAACCUGGAUAUCAGAGCCGCCCCGCCGUGACAGUAACACCUUACCUCCUCCGGACCGUCGCCCCUCCACCCCCGCCACACUACCCCGUGGCUCCAUCCUCAGUCCGCAUACCCACGCCCGUUCUGUCUCUGUGACUGUCGUACCCUGUGUGGACGAUAAGGGGCAUCAAGUCUACACAGGAGGCAUGUCGGACGCUUUCCCCUCCUCGCCACUGCUCUUCUCCAAUUCCCCUCCCUCCAAGAGACGCGCCAAGCACCCUCCACGCAUGUCCCCCUCCCGAAAAUUGCUGCAACUCCCCUUCAAUAUCACCCUCACACGCAGCAAGAGCCACGAGUCACAGCUGGCCAACCGCAUAGAAGAGCCAGUGCCCAACAACAAGGGUGGGAAGAAGAACAAGCUGCUCCUGAAUGUGCACAUUAACAGUAGCAGUGGGAACGGGUGUGAAGACUCCACCCGGACCCCUGGCCCAGCCACCGCCCCCUACACCCUCCCAGGAACCCCUACGCUGCUGGAGCAUAACCUAGCAUUGCACCGGGGGUCUCCACAGAUGAUGAGGAGGGAUAUCGGCCUCUCUGUAACACACAGGUUUUCAACCAAAUCCUGGCUCUCACAGACGUGCCAGGUGUGUCAGAAGAACAUGAUGUUUGGUGUUAAAUGCAAACACUGCAAGUUAAAGUGCCAUAACAAAUGUACCAAAGAAGCCCUUCCCUGCAGGAUAUCUUUUCUCCCACUCCCGCAAAUCCGCCGGGCAGAAUCCGUACCGUCAGAUAUCAAUAAUCAAAUUGACCGUACGGCAGAGUUACCAAUCCAGUUUGGCACUUUACCUAAGGUGCUAACCAAAAAGGACAACCCUCCCAUGCUGAGCCAGAUGGAUUCCAGCAGUAACCCUUCCUCCACCACUUCCUCUACGCCCUCCUCGCCCACCCCCUUCCAGCAGAGCAACUCCCCCAGCAUCAACGCCACACCGCCCCCCAACUCCUCGCCCAGCCCCCAAGGGCCCCGAGACAGCCGCUUCCACUUCCCAGCUGGCUGUUAUUUACAACCUAGACAACAGUUUAUUUUCCCUGAUGUUUCCUCUUCACCAUAUCCUGUUGGACUACACUCUGAAGGCUACCAUGACACUGGAGACACACAGCAACUGGCACAAUCAGAACCUCCAUGUCAAGGACAGGAAUGUGGAGCGGAAGAGGAGGAAUACCCAGGGGAUGAAGGAAACGGGAGCAAGGAGGGCAGAGAGAAGGGCCACUCAAACGGAGAGUGUGAUGGGGAUGAGAUAGAGGACCUGCCCAGCUACCGGGGCCGACUGGCCGGUGGCCAAUGGAGGGGGCCCAUCUCCCGUAAGGCCAGCCAGACCAGUGUAUAUCUGCAGGAGUGGGACAUCCCCUAUGAGCAGCUGGAGCUGGGGGAGCUCAUUGGCAAGGGCCGUUGGGGGAAGGUUCAUAAGGGGCGCUGGCAUGGAGAGGUGGCCAUUCGGCUGCUGGAGAUAGAUGGGAAUAACCAGGACCACCUGAAGCUGUUUAAGAAGGAAGUGAUGAACUACAGACAGACCCGCCACGAGAACGUGGUCCUCUUCAUGGGGGCCUGCAUGGCCCCGCCACACCUCGCCAUCAUCACCAGUUUCUGCAAAGGUCGGACACUAUUCUCUGUUGUAAGAGAUGCCAAGAACACGCUAGACAUCAACAAGACAAGGCAGAUCGCUCAGGAAAUUGUUAAGGGUAUGGGCUACCUUCACGCUAAAGGAAUCGUUCACAAGGACCUGAAGUCCAAGAAUGUGUUCUAUGACACAAACAAAGUGGUAAUCACAGACUUUGGCCUUUUUGGAAUGUCCGGAGUGGUACAAGAGUACCACAAGAGGCAAGAGAACGAGCUGAGGCUCCCUCAUGGCUGGAUCUACUACCUGGCCCCUGAGAUCGUCCGCAGGAUGGGCACUGGGAACCAUGAGGACCGCCUGCCUUUCUCCAAUGCUGCAGAUGUCUAUGCCUUUGGCACCAUUUGGUAUGAGCUGCAGGCCCGUGGCUGGCCACUCACCAACCAGCCAGCAGAGGCCACCAUCUGGCAGGUGGGCAGUGGAGAGGGCAUAAAGAAGGUCUUGGCAAAGGUCAGCCUGGGCAAGGAGGUUACGGAGAUACUGUCUGCCUGUUGGUCCUUCAAGCUGGAAGAGCGUCCCUCCUUCACCCAGCUGACUGACAUGCUGGAGAAGCUGCCGAAGCUCAACCGCAGGCUUUCCCACCCAGGACACUUCUGGAAGUCAGCCGAACCGUGGGUUCAUCAUCAUUGCCUGCGGGACCAUUGCGGUCAGGGUCUGCAGUCUCGCUGCCCCUACAUAUAGAAAUAACACAUCUCUCAGUGACAACCGGUGCUUAUCAACCCAUAGGAAUAGCCUGUUUGGUAUUAGAUUCAGAGGAAUGGACAACCCAGCAGAAUAACUGGUAUCACAGCCAAUAGUGCCACCAAUAUAUAGAGUCAUGUAUCUUUGUCAACUUGCUAAAUGUACCAUAAUGCACUGCCAGGGUUGUUUGUUAGUUUUUUGCUUAACUUCAGUUUGUGUAUUAACAUUUUGGUGCUAGUAGUGGCUAAUGCAAACAGUCUAGUCUAACCACUUGCUUUCUUUCAAUUUUCCUCUCUAUUCCUCUCUCUCCUCUUUUUCCUCUCUCUAUUUCUCGCUCUCUCUCACCCUUCAACUUAGGUUGUAGCCUUCAGUAUGCAAGACGAAGUAAUAAUGAGGUUCAAUGUAAGAUGUUGACUGUGUCAGCAUGCUUGUUUGGCUGGUUGCUGAAUGUAAUGUACUGGACAACCACAGAUUAACCCUGUGAAAGACUGCAGUGAUUGAAUGUUAGCAGUGAUAACAAAGAUAAAUGUAUCCGAUAUAUAAAUAUAGAUAGAAUUGUUUUAUUUAAUGUACAGAUAACAUUUAUUUUAGGUGUACACAGUUUUUACAUUACAUUAUAGGUACUUCACAUCUAAUUAUGUAGAGCUUUAAAACAUUUUCCCCUCACAAAACACUUUGUAAACAAAAAAUGUACAUUACUUAAAGAUGAGUUGGUGUUUUUUAUGUCAUAAGAAUGUAUAUUUUUGUACAGAUUGUGGCUACAUUCAAGGUGUUUCUGGUUUCCUCAGUGAAAGACGAUAAAACUGAACUCACAUCA
This is a messenger RNA of Oncorhynchus gorbuscha (pink salmon), 3824 nucleotides long. RefSeq names its product kinase suppressor of Ras 1-like. The record is from RefSeq and is a predicted model, not a curated record. The coding region runs from base 239 to 3007 and encodes 922 amino acids. NCBI's taxonomy places the organism in Eukaryota, Metazoa, Chordata, Actinopteri, Salmoniformes, Salmonidae. The transcript is spliced from 21 exons. Gene Ontology annotation, biological process: protein phosphorylation. Gene Ontology annotation, molecular function: protein kinase activity; ATP binding.